AUGGAGCGGAUCUGCUUGGGUGGCAGCAAACCUUGGGGAACCAAGACGAAGCAUUCAACAAUGCUUCGAACCGUCCUCUUUCUCGGCAUAUUAGCUACAGUAAGUCUAGCCAAUUCGUUGCAAGGGCAGAAAGGAAUUCCCUUCCUCUCUGAAGCUUCGAAAAAGCAUAAGCGUGAAUUUUCGAGGAUCGUCAAGAAUAAACAUUUGACGAAAGGCGAAGUGAAGGCUAAAACCGAACAAUGGGCAGCUACUAUUGGAGGAUUGGUUGAGAACCUUUAUAAGCAAUUUGUCGAGGAUAUGGGAAAAUGGAAAGAAGAGGUCGCCCAGAAUCGAACGGCCCUCCUCAACACGAUCCCAGGAGAAUUUGAGAAACUUCAAAACAUGUACGAUGAUAUGAAUAUCACCAAGGGACAGGAGAGGAAAAUGGUCAAGCAAUAUCUCAAAGGGCUGAAGCGGAGCAACCGUAACCUCCACCGUGUGAUGCGUGCCUUUUCUAAGAUGAAGUUUGACUGGCGGCCAAGAGUCGGAAAGCUGGGACGUCGCUGGAUUAUGUCCCCGGCCAAGAAGCUUCAACAAGAUAUUCCGGAUAACGAGCCCGAGCUGACUGCCGAAGAAAUUGUCCCCGACGACGAGGUGAUUGAGGCGCUAUUUUGC
Molecule: messenger RNA, 654 nt
Organism: Mesorhabditis spiculigera
Lineage: Eukaryota; Metazoa; Nematoda; Chromadorea; Rhabditida; Rhabditidae
Source: the annotation of a GenBank genome assembly